AUGGGAGGCACAACAAAGCAUAUAUACUCAUUGCCGGUACCAGGCACUGAGGAAGAAGGAUACACCCCUGUUUACCGGUCACCUAAGUAUAUGGAAAAGCUUCUUUCCUAUAAGGAUGUACUAGACGGCAAGAUAACCACAGGAUGGGAUGUAUUCCAACAUGGCUUAAGUCUUGAUCCCGAUGCCCCUUGCUUGGGUACUAGGGUUAGGAAAGAGGAUGGUACCCUUGGGGACUAUGUUUUCACCUCAUACCGUGAGACUGAGGCUAUUGUGCAGCGAUUUGGCAGUGGCCUUCUUACACUAAAUGGGAUACAAAAGGUAGAGGUGCACGCACCCGAACCUGUGGAAGCAAUGAUGAUCGGUAUAUACGCAUCGAACUGUUUUGAAUGGUUAAUCUGCGAGCAGACUGCUAAUGCCUUUGGGUUUACUAUUGUGCCGAUAUACGACACUAUUGGAGAAGAAUCGAUCAUACACAUUUUGGAGAAGUCUGAUAUAAAUGUCAUCGUCUGUGAUUUUACCUGCGCGCAGAAAAUCGUUCGAGUAUUGCCAAAAGCAAAAUCACACACCAUACGAAAUAUUAUAAUUACGGGUACUGAUACGGUGUCUACGGGAGAUUGUAUGGUGGACGUGUGUCUGUUUUCUGAUGUGCUUGCUAAAGGCGAUGCUUCGCUGGCGCCAUUUAACCCAGCAAAGCCUGAAAUGGUGAAUACCAUAUCAUACACAUCUGGUACUUCUGGAAUACCCAAGGGUGUUAUUCUAACUCAGGGCCAAAUGGCCUCCCUCAUUGCUGUUGUCAACCAAACGGUGGGCGAGCUUAAUGGUGUGUCUGUCGAUGCAGUGAAGUGCUACCUCAGCUAUCUUCCACUUGCCCACAUGUAUGAGCGUUUGUAUAUCAAUUCAUCGCUCUUCAUUGGUGGCAAGAUUGGUCUAUACAGUGGUGAUGUACGCAACAUCUUGGACGACCUUGAAACACUUAAGCCAACGGUAUUCGUUAGUGUACCGAGGCUUUUCUUCAGGAUCCAUGACAAGGUAUUCUCCAAUGUAGCAAGGAAACCCUGGAUUAUCCGAUGGCUGUUCAACACCGCCUUGAACGCUAAAAUGAACCGUAUCAGGAAUACAGGUAACUGCAAGCAUCCUCUGUGGGACAAAAUUGUAUUCAAAAGGUUCCCUGCACUUUUUGGUGGUAACGUCCAGUGGAUGAUGACCGGUUCCGCACCACUAUCGCCGCUUACUUAUGACAGAGUAAGAGCUAUAUUCGGUACCGAGUUGAUAUCUGGUUACGGUCUUACCGAGACAGCUGCUGGUGCCGUUUUGAAUAGGAGCGGUGAGACUGAUACGACACAUGUGGGUGGUAUUAUCCCGACUCUUGAAUUCAGGCUUAAGUCUUUACCUGAUUUUGGGUACUCUGCCAAUGACCCGAAUCCCAGGGGUGAACUUAUGUUCCGAGGCAGCCAUGUGACCUGUGGUUACUUCAGGAACCCCGAAGCUACAGCUGAAGCUUUCAAGGAUGGAUGGUUGCUAACCGGUGAUAUUGCUGAGCUCCUUCCGAAUGGUGCCAUCAAAAUUAUCGACCGUAGGAAGAACAUAUUUAAGCUUGUCCAAGGAGAAUACAUUUCACCUGAAAAGUUAGAAUCUGUGCUUAUUGGUUGUCCUCUUAUUAGUCAAGCAUUUGUCACCGGCAAGUCUACUGAAGUAUACCCCGUUGCCAUAGUGGUCCCAGACGAGACCGAGAUGCAAUAUUGGGCUACAGACCACAAGCAAUCGUUGAAAUCGCUGCAGGAGAUCAGUCAACUUCCGGAGUUCAAAAAUUCCGUGAUGGAGCAGAUGAACAAGGCAUACGAUGAAGCGGGUGUUAAAGGUUUUGAGCGUUGUAAGCAUAUAUACAUCGAGAUGGAGCCUUUCUCUAUUGGUAACGACAUGUUGACAACUACUAACAAGCUUCGCCGUCAUAAAGCCACUAAGAAGUAUGAGGAAGUGGUUGACAACCUUUACAACCUUGGCAACGCUAUGUAA
Molecule: messenger RNA, 2013 nt
Organism: Babesia sp. Xinjiang
Lineage: Eukaryota; Apicomplexa; Aconoidasida; Piroplasmida; Babesiidae
Product: putative kong chain acyl-CoA synthetase
Exons: 2
Coding region: 1-2013 (670 amino acids)
Biological process (GO): fatty acid metabolic process
Cellular component (GO): membrane; endoplasmic reticulum
Molecular function (GO): long-chain fatty acid-CoA ligase activity
Source: RefSeq, a predicted model, not a curated record